Messenger RNA from Gymnogyps californianus (California condor), 2758 nucleotides. RefSeq names its product lecithin retinol acyltransferase (gene LRAT). The coding region runs from base 1 to 705 and encodes 234 amino acids. The record is from RefSeq and is a predicted model, not a curated record. NCBI's taxonomy places the organism in Eukaryota, Metazoa, Chordata, Aves, Accipitriformes, Cathartidae. Gene Ontology annotation, molecular function: phosphatidylcholine-retinol O-acyltransferase activity. Gene Ontology annotation, biological process: retinol metabolic process. The transcript has 2 exons.
AUGAAGAACCCGGUGCCGCAGGCGGCCUCGCUGCUGCUGGAGAAGCUGCUGCUCCUCGUCCACGUCCGGCCCCUGCCCGCGGGCUCCGGCGGGGAACCGCCGCCGCCGCAGCCGGCGGCCCCCGGCUACUACGACACCAGCUGCUUCAAGCGGGGCGACCUGCUGGAGGUGCCCCGCACCCUCUUCAUCCACUUCGGCAUCUACCUGGGCGAGAACCGCGUCGCCCACCUGAUGCCCGACAUCCUGCCCGCCUUCACCGGCGACCGCCGGCAGAUCCAGCAGGUGGUGACCAACAAGCGGCUUAUCCUGGGCGUCAUCACCAAAACGGCCAGCAUCCGCGUGGACACGGUGGAGGACUUCGCCUACGGCGGCAGCAUCCUGGUCAACCACAUGGACCGGCUCUUCGAGGACCAGGUGCUGGGCAGCGAGGAGGCGGCCCGCCGGGCGGAGAAGCUGGUGGGCGCCACGGCCUACAGCCUGCUCUGGAACAACUGCGAGCACUUCGUCACCUACUGCCGAUACGGAGCCCCGGUCAGCUUCCAGACCGACAAGUUCUGUGAGACUGUGAAGAUGAUUAUUCGGGACCAGAGGAGUGUUCUUGCUUCAGUGCUUGUGGGAUUAGCAUCAAUAGUCUGCCUAGGUUUGGCACCCUCCACCACGCUCCCCACUAUCUUUAUUCCCUUCUUUCUGUGGAUGGCUGGCUAACAGCCUUCCCAGAGGCUCGUGGUCAGCAUCUGUAUAUAGGAUGUAUACUACUGUAUUUAUGAAAGCACAGAUUACUCAUCGGCGUCGCGUAAAGUGUCUUAACCUUGUGUGCCAUUUUUAAAUACAACUUUGUCUAGAACACAGUGCACAAGGCAUAGCUUACUGUGUAAGCCAAAUAAUAGAUUUCCUGAAAAUCUCAGUUCGUACAUUUUAACACACCUUUAAAUCAUGAAAAAGUAGGGUUGUGAUGCAGUUCUGCUCCUUGCCUUUAGCCAUAAGUGAUUCUGGUAAUAUCCUUCAUGUUCUUCAGUUUCUUAGCUGCAUACCCAGGUGCUGUAACUAUUAAUAAAAAUGGGUGAUGGAGUUCCACAAAGUGAUGGAUAUUGAGAACAAACUGCUUACCUCCUCCUUUGAUAGAUAUCGUGUAUAUUCAGAAGUUACUGCCUCCAUUCCUGAAAUACUUGUAUUUCCACUAAAGAGUAAGUAAACUGAGUCUUUUUGAUAGCAAAGAAGAAAAACCAACCCUAGGCUGGGUGCUGUGUGCUGCAGGAGCACAUCUGGCCAGAUUGGCUACAGUCAUUUCCCUUGUGGGAAAUGUUCACAAAUCUCUCAUUCAUAUUAAUUGCGUAAACACUUGCUACCGUAUUGAACAACUUUUUAAUUGGGUUAGUGGUAAGGAAAGACAGCAAUUCCUCAGUGUUUUCCUUGCUACUGAUGGUGGUUAGUAUGGCUAAUAUAAACGGCUACAGAGGGUUUUAGGAUACAGGAAGAAACUAGCUUGCUUUAUGACAACUAGUGACACACAAAUGUCAGAAAUUUCCAGCGUUCCAGGGCACAUGGCGGGGAGGAGGAGGACAGACGCCAAUUUAGUUCCUACCUUCCCUCAGCAAUGGGACCCGUGUGGGUGCCAUAAAGCAUCAGGGAUCACUGGAGCAGUUUCUGUGGUGGCUAUAUUGUCAUUUUUGAUAUUGCCUUAAAACAAGAUGCCUCUCGGUGAAGGACGACGUGUCUUUCUAUAUUCGUCUCUUGCGAAUAAGUAUUCACUUGCAAGCCAGCAGCUGGUGCUAAAAAUGUUUCGUCCUCAAUGUUGAGGCCUUUCUGUUUAUCAAGAAUGUGUAAAGUUGGAUUUGAAAUCAAGUUCAUCUAGCCAAUUGUUUGAGGGCUAAAAAACUUUGCUAUUUUUUUUCUUAGCAAUGUCUUGAUGUAUGCAGAGAAGUCGUUCAGCUCCUGGAAUGCCUUGCAUGCGAUACAUGCACUUACACGUUCACACGCUGUGCUUGCCUUCCUUUCUAGUCAAAGGCGAAUACGAUGGUGUCUUCACCAAGGACUGAACCUCAGAUUUACUUCUUUCUAUGAGUGGUGUUCAGUAUCCUGUCAUCAGCUCUGCUACUGAAGUGGCCACUUUCCCAGUUUUUAGAGACUCAUUUUAACUGUGCUAUAAACCCCCUUCUCCUUCCCCUAGACCUUACAGCUGCUUGAAGAUUGGAUUCUUGAACUGUGAGUCUACUUGGCUGCUCUCUAGUCAUCUUUCUUCUACUCACUGCUCCACUAUAACCGACGAAGAAUGUAAAGACUGGGGUGAAAUUCCAGGCUCGUAGGAAACGGCAGCAUGACUGCUGCUGCCAUCAACCGAGAGGAGAUUUCAGCCCAGCUUUCAGUACACGUUCAGUCUGCAGCCCAGCUCCAAGCAGCUGGAUAUCAAUUACUGUUGGAUCCUUGUAAACAACUUCUGUUCUGCUUUCAAAGAUUGCAAUGCUUAGUGUAACUGUUUCUGGUAAACUUUUAAACUUAAGGUGUUUUUUAAUUAACAUGAAUUGCUUUUUCAUAGUGUACACGUUAGUAAUAUUUACAUAAGUUCCAGUGUGGUUUUUUUACUUGCUGUGCGUAAGGUAUGAACUGUAGUCAUUACUGUAAUUAUACAAAUAGAAUUUAUUCAUUUAAAAACAUCUACCGGCCUCUUGAAAUUGAGUAUAAUGCCAUAGCAUUUCUCUAACAUAUCCCAGUAGGGCACUGAACAGUCCAUUAACAUGCAGUUACAUGGUGUCUGAUUACA